GUAAAUGUGGUCCUGCCCCAUGUCUUCCCUGUCCACAUGUAUAAAUACCGCCUUUAGACCUGAAGAAGAAUAUUUUAUUUAGAAGAGCCUCCUGAAGUGCACAUCUGCGUAUUGAGGAUAAACACCAAGUCCAGCCAUGCUGCAGACAUUGCUGAUUUGGGCCGUGUUUGCCGCAAGUCUCUUUCCUCCAUCCAGCCAGCGCUGCUUCAAGGCCAGUGAGUCUCAGUGUCAAGAUGUGGACUUCGCUCCAGGAUCUGACCUGGCAGGAGAAGGCUUUGACAUCACCACCAUGCAACGGAAAGGAGCCUUCGUCCUCGACAUGAGCACUUGGCUCAAUAAGGACAAGUCCUGCACUCUGUGUAAAAACCCCUUCAUGAAAGGUCAAACUCAGAAGCUCCCGGUUUCUGUGGUGGACUGGAGACCAAGUCAGAAGUGCAACAUGAAGUUGUCCAGCUCCGUCUACCAGUCCAGCGAGGCCCUGGUCAGCUCUACCACCUCCUCUAUUGAGAACAGCUGGAAGUCAGAAUUGAAUGUAGUCAUUCCAAAAGUCCAGGGAUCACUGAUGCUGGCAGGCAGUCACUCCAAGCUGGCUGAAUAUUCAAUGGAUAAAUCCAAGAAAGACAAGUUCAGCUUUGCCAGUCAUGCUGUUUCAUGUGGAUAUUACAGAUUUGGGAUUUCGAGCACACCACUUUUACAUCCAGGGCUCAUCAAACUUUUUGAAAGUCUCCCCAAUAAAUAUGAUGAGUCUUCAAAACAUCUCUAUUACAAGCUGAUUGACAAAUUUGGUACUCAUUAUACCACAAAGGUGACUCUGGGAGGAGAGGUUCGCUCUGUGACCAGCAUCAAGGAGUGUGAGGCGUCUCUGCAGGGUCUGAGUGUGGACGAGGUGAAGAUGUGUCUUGACAUGGAGGCUUCUGUCAGCAAGGGACCGGCUGCAAACCUGAUGCCUGAACUUCACCACUGCAAGAAGGACAAGGAAAGGAAUCUGAACAAAAAGAGCUUUGCUAGCAGCUUCAAUGACAGGGAUACAAAUGUGAUUGGUGGCUACACUCAAAGUGGCGACCUCCUUUUUUCAUCAAAUACCGACCCGAAGGCCUAUAAGGAGUGGGUGACAUCUCUUCCGGCUCACCCUGAUGUGAUUUCCUACUCGCUCGAGUCCAUUCACAAUUUGCUGAAGACAGGGAAACAAACACAUUUGCGUAAUGCCAUCAAGGACUACAUCCUCCAGAGGGGCCUGCUGAAAAACUGCACAAGUCCAUGUAAGACUGGUAUGAAGACCAACUCUGCCAAGCCAUGCAGAUGCGUCUGCAAAAACCCGCUGUUGUCCACAGACUGCUGUCCCACUCAGAAAGGAUUUGCUGAAGUCACAGUUACUGUGAUUAAAGCCACGGGUUUAUACGGAGAUUACUGGGAUGGGACGGACGGAUACGUCAAACUCUUCCUUAACGGUGUAUUCAAAGAUCAGACAAACACGAUCAUGAAUAACAACAAUCCCUACUGGAACAGGAAUUUCAACCUCGGACCCAUGGACCUUACUAUGUCCCACAGUGUGAAGCUGGAGGUGUAUGACCUGGACCACGGCUGGGAUGACGACCUACUCGGGGCAUGCACUGCUGAGUUGAAAUCUGGCGUGAACAAGGUCUGUGCGCUCAAUCAUGGAUUGCUGUAUUAUAAAGUGCAGGUGACGUGCGUUCCCGGUUUGACCGGUCCUUCGUGCUCGAAGUACAAGCCCUCUCCCAUGGAUGCACAGCUGGAGAAAGUCUACGUCUCCCGCAACGCUCGCCCCAUUCCCACAGAAAUGCUGCUGGAGAUGGGAGUGCUCCUCGAUGAACGUAUUCCGCACUUCAACCAGAACAACAUUCGCAAAAAUAAAGGCUUUGAGUUGUAGACCAAUUCAGUUCUUUGUGCACGCUUUCACAAAAUCUCAUGCCAUUAUUAUUAUGCUUAGAGUCAAGAAGUAGAAUAAAUGCACAUAAUAAUAGCACAUUAUUGCUAAACCUUUCCUGAUCACUUGUCCUGCCAUUGCCUUUGUAAAGCUUAAUAAAAGCAUCAUGAAACCCUUUUCUCUGAUUUUGGGA
Messenger RNA from Hemibagrus wyckioides, 2078 nucleotides. RefSeq names its product perforin-1-like. The coding region runs from base 137 to 1888 and encodes 583 amino acids. The transcript is spliced from 5 exons. The record is from RefSeq and is a predicted model, not a curated record. NCBI's taxonomy places the organism in Eukaryota, Metazoa, Chordata, Actinopteri, Siluriformes, Bagridae.